CUUCAAAUCUUUCGCUACCCCACUUGUCUCUUUCGACCUUUCCACAUCUCCGUUACUUUUCAUUAACUUAUACUCCGUAUUUUUUCGGUUUGUCUUUAAUGGGUCAAAAGAAAAUUGAGAAUAUGCUCCCUUUUCCCUUUUCUAUCAAACCCAACUACCCUUUUGGAUCUUCCGAGGAUUUCCAAAGCUUCAGUUCAGCUCCUCACUGUGAAUCUUCAAGAAAUCUUGGAAAGAUACAAGAAUAGAGUAUAUGGCAAGAUCUAGCGGAGUGUAUGCAGAAGGAUUAGUUAGAUAGUGGAGAAUGGCUUAUUUUAGUAAAGCUAUAGACACCACAUUGCUGGGUGCAGGAGCAAAGGCUGGUGUAGAAAUCUGGUGCUUAGAGAACCUCCAGUUGGUUCCUGUCCCAAGAUCUUCACAUGGGAAGUUCUUUUCUGGAAGUGCGUAUAUCAUUUUGAAUACCGUUUUGCUCAAAAGUGGCAGCCCAGAACAUGAUAUCCAUUAUUGGCUUGGAAAGGAUGCCAAAGAGGUGGACUCAGCCCUUGCGUCGGACAAAGCACUUGAAUUGGAUGAAGCCCUUGGGUCCCAUACUGUGCAAUACAGAGAAGUUCAAGGUCAAGAAACUGAGAAAUUCUUGUCAUACUUCAAACCCUGCAUCAUCCCAAUUGAAGGAGUGUUUUCUUCGGGACCCGGGCAUGUGAAUGCUGAAACAUACCAAGUCACCCUGUUAACAUGCAAGGGAGAUCGUGCUGUUCAUGUUAAAGAGGUGCCUUUUACUAGAACAUCAUUGAACCACAAUGAUGUAUUCAUACUCGAUACUGCAUCAAAAAUAUUCCUCUUCAGCGGUUGCAAUUCCACCAUACAAGAGCGAGCUAAGGCUUUGGAAGUUGUUGAGUAUAUCAAAGAAAAUAAGCAUGGGGGGAAAUGCGAGGUUGCCGCUAUAGAUGAUGGAAAGUUUGUUGGUGAUCCCGAUGUUGGGGAAUUCUGGAGCUUGUUUGGUGGUUAUGCUCCCAUUCCCCGGGACUUGGCCUCUGCUGUUCCGGAGCAACCUGAUAUUUCAACUGUAAAGCUAUUCUGGAUAACUACUCAGGGAAAACUAUGUCAAAUUGAGACUGACAAUUUGAGUAAAGAAAUGCUUAACUCAAACAAGUGCUACAUGUUGGAUUGUGGUGCUGAGCUUUUUAUCUGGAUGGGAAGAAGUACCUCGAUCACUGAACGGAAGACAGCAAUCUCAGUUGUGGAAGAUUUUGUCAGAUCUCAAGGAAGAUCAGUUGGUACCCAUAUAACUUUCUUAACAGAAGGAUCAGAAACCGCGUUAUUUAGGUCAUAUUUUGAUAGAUGGCCUCAAAAAGUUGAACCAAAGCUUUAUGAAGAAGGCCGAGGGAAAGUAGCAGCAAUAUUUAAGCAAAGUGGUUAUGACGUCAAAGAGCUACCUGAAGAAGACUGUCAGCCAUGUAUUGAUUGCAGUGGCACACUAAAGGUUUGGCGGGUAAAUGCUGAUGAAGUAUCCCUUAUUCCUGUUGCGGAACAGAUGAAGUUUUACAGUGGGGACUGCUAUAUUUUGCAGUAUACUUAUGCUGGCCUUGAGAGGGAGGAGAAUCUAUUCUAUGCAUGGCUUGGUUGCAGGAGUGCAUUGGAAGAUAAGGCUGAUGCUAUCUCCCAUAUGGACACCAUUGUUCAUUCAACUAAGGGAAAUCCCAGUGUGGCUCAAAUCGUCGGGGGAAGGGAACCAGAGCAAUUUUUCUCUAUUACACAGAAAUUGAUUAUUUUUAAGGGAGGUAUGAGCAUAAGGUACAAGAGAUCUACAGCAGAAAAAGGUAUUCCCGAUGAAACUUUUGAUGGCACAAAGACAGCUCUUUUUCGUGUUCAAGGAAAGAGUUUGAACAACAUGCAAGCCAUCCAAGUUGAUCAGGUUUCAAGUUCUCUUAAUUCAUCCUAUUGCUACAUCUUGAAGACUCAGACAUCUGUCUUCACUUGGGCUGGAAAUCUCUCCUCAGCUAGAGAUCAGGAUCUCGUGGACAGAAUGAUGGACCUGAUAAAUCCAACAUGGCAACCCAUAUUAGUCAGGGAAGGAAGUGAACCUGAACUUCUCUGGAAUGCACUGGGUGGAAAGGGGGAAUACCCAAGGGAAAAAGAGAUUACCAGAUUCACAGAGGAUCCACAUUUGUUUACAUGUGUUUCUACUGAAGGUAAAGUCCAGGUGAAAGAGAUAUUCAACUUUUCCCAGGAUGAUUUAACUACUGAAGAUGUUCUAGUACUGGACUGCCACGGUGAAAUUUAUGUUUGGAUAGGACGCCAUUCCAAUAUCGGAUCAAAACAAGAGGCCUUUACUAUUGGUCUCAAAUUCCUGGAGACUGACAUCCUGAUUGAAGGCCUAUCUUUGGAGACUCCAAUAUAUGUUGUUACAGAAGCGUACGAGCCACCAUUGUUCACUCGAUUCUUUGAUUGGGAUUCCUCUAAGGCCAAUAUGAUCGGCAACUCAUUUGAGCGCAAGCUUGCUAUUUUAAAUGGACGAGCAAAGAAAAUGGAAGCACCGUUAGGAGGUUCAUGGAAAGCAUACUCCAUGGAAACUACCCCAAAUAGUUACAGAAGCCAGUCUGUUGGGCCCAAUGGCGUGGCAAGAAGUAUAUCUCCCACAUCAAGUGUUCUAGGAUCAAGGUUGAAGUCUUCAGACAAUCGCCGAUUUUCCAGCCCACCUCCAAUUCCCGCAAAGCUCUUUUCUGGAUCGUCUCCUGAUCUUGGUGAUACUGCAAAAGGGCCACAUGCUCCUUCCAUAAAUACGAGCCCACAGGUUCAUGAAAGUCAGGAUGGUCCAAACUUGAAUAUCUAUCCUUACGACAGACUGAAAGUGGUGUCAAGUGAUCCAGUAACAGGCAUAGAUGUGACCAGAAGAGAGACUUACUUGUCGGAUGAGGAGUUCCAAGAUGUAUUCAAAAUGACAAGGAGUGCCUUCUAUGAGCUUCCUAAAUGGAAACGGAACAAGCUGAAGAUGUCCCUCAAUCUUUUCUAGGGUUCAUCGGCUUAAAUCCCUGGAGCAAGUGUAUUGGCUAACCUGGUCCUUUCAUCUUGCUUAAUACUGUGAAUCAGGCUUGGAUCCCAAAUCUUGCCUUUUGUCUUCGUUUUGAUGAAUCGUUGAGCAAGGCUAUUGUUAGCUCAAGCAUACUUGGUUUUGUACUUCGUGCCAAAGUUUAGCUGUUAUAUUUGCUAAAUGUGAAACAUAAUGCCGAGGUUAUUUUA
This is a messenger RNA of Rhododendron vialii, 3234 nucleotides long. Its product is annotated as villin-1. NCBI's taxonomy places the organism in Eukaryota, Viridiplantae, Streptophyta, Magnoliopsida, Ericales, Ericaceae. The transcript has 22 exons. Gene Ontology annotation, molecular function: actin filament binding. Bases 302 to 3007 code for a protein of 901 amino acids. Gene Ontology annotation, biological process: cytoskeleton organization. The record is from RefSeq and is a predicted model, not a curated record.